This is a messenger RNA of Nilaparvata lugens (brown planthopper), 2453 nucleotides long. RefSeq lists its product as uncharacterized. Gene Ontology annotation, molecular function: DNA-binding transcription factor activity, RNA polymerase II-specific; RNA polymerase II cis-regulatory region sequence-specific DNA binding. Gene Ontology annotation, biological process: chromatin remodeling; regulation of transcription by RNA polymerase II. The record is from RefSeq and is a predicted model, not a curated record. NCBI's taxonomy places the organism in Eukaryota, Metazoa, Arthropoda, Insecta, Hemiptera, Delphacidae.
GCGGUUUCCCCGAAGAGCCAGUAGGAGUUCGACUGCCGCACUGUAGACAACUCUGGUCUCCGCUCCACAGUUAUAGCUGUUCCUCGCACGUGUGUAGCUGGCAGUCAGUCCACGCUCUGACAGGCCAGUUCUAGCUGAAGCUCUCGUGGCAGUCAGUCCAGCAUGGACUUCCAGAGCGCCAUGGAGACGUUUGCCGAAGCAUGGGUUGCCGCCAACACCAAGCCACCUCCGCCGGACACCAAUCCCGCCGGACUGCAGAACCAAGCGCUAGCUCUGAUAACGCCGCGAGAGAGAAGCUGUGAGCCUGCUUCUCCAGCCCACGUGCAGAGCAGUCCCGUAAUGCCGCCUCCGGCCUCUUCACCGCCUCCACCGCCCCCGGGACGAGGGGAUGAUGACGCCUCCAGCUCCCAGUUCAUUGCAUCGUGGAGACCGUAUCAUCUCUCCAGCAGUGGAAAUCGUCCAAAUCGCCGAGGAAAAGCUCCGUAGAAACAGACAGCUAUGUCAUCAUCCCGGUCAACACAGCUUUCCAAGAUCUCAUCCAGGUGGCGCUCCAGCGGCUUGGCUACUCCAAGGAAAAUGCUUCGGCCGCCAAAGGUUCCAUAGUGAUAAAGAAUUGGAAGCCGCUGAGCUUCGAUAAGAUAGCAGAGAGUCCCAUGAUGACGGUGGGCGAACUCCUUGGAGAACUCACUACGGUCGCCACGGUGCGAAUCCAGAUCUUCAGGGUGACACUGUCUCAACUGGUUCGAAGUCAGGCGAAUCCGGCAACACUGCCCGAUCCUUCUGAGGAAGUGAGACGGAAAUUCGACCAAUGGUGGUCGUUGCAGCUGAGUCAGCAGUUAUCCCCCCGGCCUCCCCGUUCACUCUGUUGGAAUUCCCCUCCUCCCCCAAUGGACGUCGACCCAAUUCGCAAACAGGACAAAUGUCCCGAUGACAGAGUCCACCCUGCUCUACAGACUGUACAGAGCCAAUACCCAACGCAGAAAACAAGGAUGAGGACUAGCUUCGAUCCCGAGCUAGAACUACCAAAGUUGCAGAGAUGGUUCUGUGAGAAUCAACAUCCUAGUCGACAACAGAUUCAGCAGUACGUCAAAGAGCUGAACAGUCUGGAGUCACGCAGGGGUCGCAAACCACUGGACGUCAACAAUGUGGUUUAUUGGUUCAAAAAUGCCAGAGCCGCCCAGAAACGAGCCGAAGUAAGGAGCAUGGUUCCAGGAAUGCACUGCACAAUCGGACUGAACGGAUACAACAGCAACAGCCAAAGCCCCAGCGACACCACGUUGCUGAUGAAGAGUCCCGGAAGCCAAAUGCAGGAUGAUGACGAUGAUGAUGAAGACGAUGAUCAGGAUGGUAGAGCCAGUUCACCCAUUGCACCACUUUCGCUAACCAUGUCCAAAUCUGACAACCAUGACAGUGCUCCAGCCAAGGAAUCAGACACUUGCUCCAUGGAGAAGCAACCACAAAACAUAAAGCAAGAACCUCCCGACCAGGAAAACCGUCAACCCCACUCUCCCUGUGCCAGCAACAGCAGCAAGAACCUCAACAACACUACAACCAACAAUAACAACAACAUCAUCAACAACAACAACAUCAGUAUAAAGGAGCAAGUGGGUGGCGAAAUGUCUGAGGAGGAGGAGGAUGGAGAGGAGGAGAUAGAUGAGGAAGAGGGAGAGAGGAUGGAGCGACCUGGUCCAGUAGGAAGCCGGAGUCCAGUGAGGGAGCAGAUGUACCAGAAUUCGGAGUCGCCCGAUCUCCAGAUGAUACCAAGGUCAUCAAGCUCGACAUGCCCUGGUUUCCCCAUGGUGUCCAACUCGAUGUUCAGUCACAGCUUCAUGUAUAUGAGUCAUUAUAUCCCGAGUCUACCGCACAACGCGUCCCACCCGAGUCCUCAAGGUCUCAACUUGUCUGCUCUGGCCGAUGAACGUCGCAAACGCAACCGCACCUUCAUCGACCCCGUCAGCGAGGUGCCUCGUCUCGAGCAGUGGUUCGCUCUCAACACACACCCCUCGCACAACCUCAUCCUCAAGUACACCGAUGAUCUGAACAGGAUGCCCUACCGUCAGAAGUUUCCUCGGCUGGAGCCGAAAAACGUCCAGUUCUGGUUCAAAAAUAGACGCGCGAAGUGCAAAAGACUCAAAAUGUCAUUGUUUGACGCACCGAGCAGUGGGCUCCCGCCUCAACAGUCGUAUCAUCAUCAUUUGGCAGCCGCCUUGUCUGGAGAGAACUUUUCAGGUCGUGAUUGAAUACAGAAUAUUGUAGAUGUAUCCAAUUUAUCCCCAUAACUUACUCUGUUUUGUACAUAAUUUGUAAGAAACCUUAUGCUUGUAUGUUGCUGAACCACAAUAGGCUGAUUAUCGUCUUAGUCAAUAUGUAUCUUAUCCUCGAUGAUGUGUAUCUGAUUCUUGAAUGAUUCGUAUCUAAUUCUCAGAUGAUGUGUAUCUGAUUCUCAGAUAAUG